GCCGGGGUUUUGACAUUCUGCGUUACUGUUUGGGGUUUUCCCAUUUCUAAGAUAAAUGUCCACUCUAAGCCCAGAUGCACUCCGAAUCAAGUUUAUACAUAAUUCCAUUGCAAUGGUGACGAGCUGUCCGUGGUCAGCUAGUCUUCAGGUUAUUGACCAUGAAGUCCGGAAAUUAUGUCGUUUCGCCCCAGAUCAACCAUUCACAUUAAAGUGGAUUGAUGAGGAACAAGACCCCAUAGUUAUUUCUUCCGAUAUGGAACUAAACGAGGCAUUCCGACUUCACAAGCUUAAUAAGGAGUGGCAGCUAACAAUUUUCGUAUUUGAUGGAGUACCGAGUGAACCGGGUAAACCUUGUCCUGGGGAAGAUAUUAAUAUGUACCGAAGAGGUGCUAAACGAUGGAAAAAGAAAUUUUAUUUAUUACAUGGUCAUCAAUUUGCUGCCAGACGGUUUAACCGGAAUGCUGUAUGUGCUUACUGUAAAGAGCGUAUAUGGGGUUUGGGACAACAAGGGUUCAAAUGUAUUAAUUGUCGUCUCCUACUUCAUCGUCGUUGUCAAGGUGGAGUGCGUCAUAAAUGUGGUGAAGCAUUUAUCAGGCCAACCUACCAGAAUAUGCGUCCAAUAUCUACAUUUCCUACCGGUUCCACCCCAGCUGUGUGGGAUAAUGAUGGAAACAGAACUACAACUAUAGUAACCGACUUAUCUUCUGGAACAACUCAUACACUUCCAUCUCGUCUUCCUGUUAAUAUUCAGCCAUAUAAAGAUGAAUCAAAGUCACUAAAGCUAGAAAAAGUCAUUAGUUUAAAUGAAAGAGAAUCAAAUCAAACAUCAGACAAACAAUUUCCACUACCAUCCAAUUUAAAAAACACUGUGAAGUCAGGCUCGGACAACUUAAUAAUUGAAAAAAGCAGUGUUUUACCUGUUCCCGUAACUAUCAUCACUGAUAAAGUUGGCGAUAAAUCCAUACCUAUUAUAGAACAACGUAUCUCAGAUAUUCCUGACAUUCCAGUCACUUCUGGACGAAUUGGUCUACAUGAUUUUAAUUUACUCAAAGUGAUUGGUCGUGGUAGUUAUGCUAAAGUAUUUCAAGUGGAGCAUAAACCAACUAAUCGAAUAUAUGCCAUGAAAGUUAUUAAAAAGGAAACUAUUCUUGAUGAAGAGGAUAUUGAUUGGGUACAAACUGAAAAACAUGUAUUUGAAUGCGCUACUAACCAUCCUUUCUUAGUGGGCUUACACUCGUGUUUCCAAACCAGAAGUCGAUUAUUCUUUGUCAUUGAAUUUGUCAACGGUGGAGAUCUAAUGUUUUAUAUGCAACGUAAUCUUCGUUUAGCAGAAGAUUAUGCACGAUUCUAUGCAGCUGAAAUUUGCAUUGCAUUAAAUUUCCUCCAUGAACGUGGUAUUAUAUAUCGAGAUCUCAAGUUAGACAAUGUUUUAAUGGACAGCGAAGGUCAUAUUAAACUAACUGAUUAUGGAAUGUGUAAAGUGAGUUUCAGUGUUGACUGGUGGGCUUUAGGUGUACUCAUGUUCGAAAUGUUGGCUGGUCGAUCUCCUUGGGAAGGUGUUGGACAAUCCGCUAAUCCAGAUCAAAACACAGAGGAUUAUUUAUUCCAAAUUAUUCUCAGUCGUCCAAUUCGUUUUCCACGUUCUAUUUCUGUUCGUGCAACUAGCAUACUGAAUGGAUUUCUCCAAAAGGUGCCGACUGAACGUCUUGGAUGUGCACCAAAUUCCAGUUUUGCUAAUAUUAUGAGUCAUGGAUUUUUUGCUCCGAUUGAUUGGGUUGCUUUAGAACAGAAACAAGUUCCACCGCCCUAUCGUCCAACAUUUGGAGGCGAUAGAGAUCUGAUACAUUUCGAUCCUGCAUUCACCGACGAACCUGUAGUACUUACACCAGAUAACGAAGAAAUGAUAUCACGCAUAGAUCAAACGGAAUUUGAUGGUUUCGAAUAUGUGAAUCCUUUGCUUAUGUCAUUGGACGAACAAGUAUAA
Schistosoma turkestanicum is the source of this 1984-nucleotide messenger RNA. Lineage: Eukaryota; Metazoa; Platyhelminthes; Trematoda; Strigeidida; Schistosomatidae. The record is from the annotation of a GenBank genome assembly.